ACGGACGUCACCACCUCCCAUUUUUUCUCUUCACGAGUGACCGACGGUAACUCUGCUGGGGUCAAAAGAGGGAGUUGAGAGCAAAGCUUUCUCUCUUUCUCUCGCUCCCUUCUCCACUCCCCUUUCUGGUUUCCUCUCCAUCCCCUCUCCCUAUAUAACCUCUGACACAGACCCUCUCUCCAUCAUCGUUAUCUUAGGGGGAAAGGACACAACAGCUGUUUACAACAGAGUUACACCUGUUUGAGGUUUCUUUGAGUUCAGGCAGAUUUAAGUUGAGUUUGUAAACUUUAUCAAACAGGCAUCGAAGCUUUCUGUCCAGCUGUGUUGACUGGAAAACCAAAACAUUCAGACUUCAGACAGACAAACUGCGGAGCUUUGACUCAAAGUCAUAAGAUCAUCAAUCAGCAGCCAGGUGAACAUGAACCAAUCAGCUCUGAUCCUCAGGACUGCCUUGCUGCUGCUGCUGCUGAUGUACGGCACAGAUGCAGAGAUGACAAUCGUAACCAGUAAGCAAGAUGUUCAGGUGGGAGAACAGAUCUUACUGUUGUGUAAAGCUGGGGCAGAGGGAGAUAUUACGUGGUCCAAGGAUGGCGAUGAGAUAGAUGAAGAAAAGGUGAAACCGGUCGAUGAAACCUCUUCCAAACUGAUCAUUAAGACGGCCACAAUGCAGGAUGCGGGCAGGUAUACCUGUCAUUGUGAGUUCAACAGCGGACACACUGAUAAAACAGACAAGCAGCUGUAUGUUUACGAGGGUCCAUCAUUUGGCCAAACCACCACAUACCACGAGUUCCUGAAGGACACAGAUGGUGUGGUGCCAUGCCUGGUGACUGGCCAGCCGGGUGUGGAUGUUCAGUGGUUCAGAAACAAGCAGGAAAUCCUUACUAAUGAGGGAGGCCAUAUGUAUCAGCUGCCUGACAACACACUUGUUAUUAAAAACGUGAGGAGAGAGGAUGCUGGGACAUACCAGUGUCGGGCCCAGAUCAGCGGAAGGCCCAUCUCUCAAAAUCUCUCCAUCUCUGUUGUUGUCAAUGCUCCUCCGACUGCGCGUCUGAGAGAAGAACAGAAAAAAGUGUUGGCCGGACCAGAAUCUAACGUUACCUUGCUGUGCUUGGUGGACGGUCAUCCACAACCCAACAUCAACUGGACCGUGCCCAACUCGAUUGAUCCUUCACGUCAUCACUUUAACUCAGACCGCAGCCAGCUAACAAUUAGGUCUGUGACCAGGGCCGACUACGGAGAGUACGUCUGCACCGCAACCAACAAGAUAGCUGAGAGCAGCGCUACCAUCAUGCUUCAUGUUUUCGAGGCCCCGGAGGUGUUUGUGUCUGCAGAGCAACAGAGUGUGUCAGUGGGUGAGAGUGUGUCUGUGUCCUGUAACGUCUCUGGUCAUCCUCAGCCUGAGCUGCACUGGCUCAACAAGCACAAUGGACACACAGUGGCCUCCUCUGGUCAUGUCCGUGUUGUUGAUGGUGCGUUGGUGAUUGAGGAGGUGUUGCCCUCUGAUGGUGGACUGUAUUCCUGCAUGGCUAUCAGCACCUCUGGAAAUGCAUCAAGAGAUGUUGCAAUACACACCGAGCCCGGUCCACCUCACUACCUGUCAGUCUCACCUGAACCGUCCUCAGUCCUCUUCUCCCUCAAAACUCUGCCCAUCAGUGGAGGGACACCGAUCACACAUUUUGCUCUACAGUGGAGGCAAAGUGCAGCAGAACAGUGGAAGGAAGCCAUGGUCCCAGCCUCAGAUCCUUUAGCUAUCACCCCGCUCAGGCAGUACACAUCGUACUCAGUGCGUUUGGCCGCCGUGAAUGCAGUGGGAGUGGGCCCGUUCUCAGACCCAACCAGCGUCCGCACACUGGGAAUACAGGGUGAACCAGACAGUCCAGUUUUGACGGCUGAUGAGAUGAAAGUAGAACGCAACUCUUUCUCUGUCCCUGUUAAACAGAGUGAUGAUGGUGGAAGUCCUCUGCAGCACUAUAACAUACGUUACAGACAGGAUAAAGAAGGUGCUGAGUGGAAAGAGAUGCAGCUAUUGCCCAGUACCGACUCUAUCUCCCUUGAAGAAUUGUCUUUUGGGUCAGGCUAUCAACUGGAGGUCGUAGCGGUCAAUAAGAAUGGGUCUUCCCUCCCCUCCAUGUUCAACUUCACCAUUGGAGAACAGCCUGUGAACAGCCGCAGUAUGACUAAAGGCAGUGUGAUCGGCGUCGUCAUGGUCAUCUUCCUGGUGGUGUUCCUGGUAGUAGACGCCACCUGCUGCUACAGAAAUCACUGCGGCCUGCUCAUGUCCAUCGCUGUGAAACUCUUUGGGUACAAAGUCCCAGGCCUCAAAAUGCUUGAAGAUGGAGAUGGAACCACAAACGGAGAAGUGAAGUUGAAGGGUAUAUCCACUCCAAGAAGCAGUACAGCAGGGAUUAAGACUACCGAGGGUGGGCAGCUCACUGAGGUCACGUGCGACAAGGCCUCCCUAACCAAACACGAGAAAAUACAGCCAGAUAGAGACCUGGACCACGCCAAUGUGUGAGACCACAAAACUGGACAAACAAGAAACAAGAAGAACCAACGAAUAAAUAAAGUAUAAAGAACAGGAGAAGAUAUCGAACAAUCACCCAGUCUUAACACAGCCAGCUGACUUCACGCUGGAUAUAACUGCCACUGGAAAAGUCCAACUUUACUGACAGACUGCAGGAAAACACUGAUGUCGCUGAGGUUUGCUCAAUCAGUUCAGACGUGUGUGCUGUUGGGGUGAGAGGACAGCCGGCCUGUGUUCAGCCCCUCCUGACAACACCGUCCUCUCCUCAGGUUGACAGUCUCCCUGCUUCCAGAUGACAUGAAGAUUGUCGAGACAGAAGCAGGAGAUUAUGUUGUUUUUAGGAGUAGUUUUAGGAGUAACAAUCUCCCUUGACAGGGUAAUCUUGAUGUCUGUGUUUUACAGGGUAAACGUUUUGAUGUUGUCUUCAAAUGCCCAUAUUUACACAAUGAAUGUUUACUGUAUUUUGAAUGUUGUGCACAGACACAAGAUCUUAUUUUAUAUUUACGCUUUUUGAAUCUUAUCAUAGAUAUCCUGUCUACUACAGACAUAUUUUUGGCAUUUAAACAUGUUUUUGCUUGUGUUUUCCUUAUAUGUUUUUAUUGUUAAGAGUGUUUUGUUACACUGUGUUGUUGAUUAAGGCUAAACAUCUUCUUUUUUGGGUUUAAACAACAUUGUAUCCUGAUAAAGACAUGUAUCUGAUUACAGUACAGUUCAGCAAAACUAAAGCUGACUAAGCUUAAUGUAAUUAUAAUGCACUGAUAUUUAUUGUUUUUCAACUACACGAGAGAUUUUACAUCUUGAGAGGCUUUGAACUUCAAGCCAUAUUGGCCAUGUUGGGCCAAUUUUAAUUUUAAGCUCUUUUAGUCAAAUCAUUUUAACAUGGAUGGCCACUAACACUGGCUACCAAGGGGACCUGUAAUUAAAGCAGCUCUUACCAUGCGAAACCUCCUUUAAAGUGCCUAUAAUAUUAUAUAUAUAUUUAAAGUCAUAUUAUUGCUUACAGUAAUCAAAUAUGUUUAAAUGGCGAUGGUUUAAGUCAAAUACUCGUCUGUUCUAAAGAAAAUAGAAAGUUUUGUAUAUCAUGCUUGCAGAUUACCAGACUUCAUUACUAUGCAGUGUGUUGUUGGUGUUGUUGUAAUAUUGUUUUGAACACUGUACAUGGUUGUACAUACUAACGUUGUCACAUUAUUGUGCCUGAUAAAAACAUAAACUGUAAAUCGGCUUUAUGUGAUUUGU
This is a messenger RNA of Acanthopagrus latus (yellowfin seabream), 3760 nucleotides long. RefSeq names its product neural cell adhesion molecule 3 (gene ncam3). NCBI's taxonomy places the organism in Eukaryota, Metazoa, Chordata, Actinopteri, Spariformes, Sparidae. The record is from RefSeq and is a predicted model, not a curated record. Gene Ontology annotation, biological process: cell-cell adhesion. The coding region runs from base 419 to 2515 and encodes 698 amino acids. The transcript is spliced from 17 exons. Gene Ontology annotation, molecular function: cell adhesion molecule binding. Gene Ontology annotation, cellular component: membrane; cell-cell junction.